AUGGCGCUCUCCAGGGCCCGGCAAUGGAACCCUUUGGCGUUUAAUCGCUGGCCGGUUACGGUCAUCAUAACCGUGCUCUAUGUUGCUCUCCUCGUGCCGAUUCUCGUUGUUGAGCAUGUUCUCCCCUCAGCACCGAGCUCGACGGACGCGGGCCCCGAUAUUGAUGAAGCUUGGCUGGAUCUGCAGCAUCUUACUCGCGAGUUUCACCCGUACAAUGCUCAUAACAGUGACGAGGUGCGGAGUUGGCUGUUGACUCGGAUUGAGGACAUACUGCGGGAGAAUAAGAGCCCUUCCUCGUUUGUCGACUCGACAGCAGCAGACCAGUCGCGUCCGCAGGUUUUUGUUUUUGACGAUAACCAAUCGAACUUGACUAUUGUGCAGUCAAACUUGGGAGUGUACUUUGAGGGUACCAACAUUAUGGUUUAUAUUCGUGGCCGAGACGACGAUAAGCGAAACUGGUGGGAAACUCCGGGACUUGAGCCUUCUGGAAGAGGUGGAGUGCUUGUGAAUGCGCACUAUGACAGUGUGGCUACAGGCUAUGGAGCCACCGAUGACGGUGUCGGGGUCGUCUCAUGUUUGCAGUUGAUCAAGUACUUUACCACUCCUGGCCACGAGCCUUUGCGAGGGUUGGUGGUUCUCUUUAACAAUGGCGAGGAAGACUUCCUCAAUGGUGCUCGAGUUUAUAGCCAACAUCCAAUCUCGAAGCUUCCCCACACUUUUUUGAACCUAGAAGGCGCCGGAGCUGGUGGGCGCGCUACACUGUUUCGCACCUCUGAUACGGAGGUGGCCCGUUCCUAUCAACGAUCUCCGUACCCCUUUGGCACUGUCUUUUCAGAUGCUGGGUUCAAGUUGGGUAUGAUCCGUAGUCAGACUGACUAUGUUGUCUUUGAAGGAGACCUCGGAUUGCGCGGUCUGGAUGUGGCCUUUAUGGAACCCCGAGCUAGAUAUCAUACGAACCAAGAUGAUUCCAAGCACACCAGCUUGCAAUCUCUCUGGCAUAUGCUGUCAGCAGCAGUGGCCACAACAGAAGGCUUGGUUUUUGAUUCUAGUGAUGACUUUGAGGGGCGACCUCAAGGUCCCGGAAAGGUUCCCAGUGGAAAAGGCUCUCAAGCCGUCUGGUUUGAUUUGUUCGGCGCCACGUUUGCAGUAUUUGAGCUUCAUACGCUAUUCGCUCUUUCAGUUACUCUAUUGAUUGUUGGGCCGCUAGCACUGUUGAUUACCAGCAUCAUUCUGGCCAACUCGGAUCGGAUGUACUUGUUUGGUAUCUCGAUCUCAGUGGACGAAGGGUUUGAAAGUGUGCCACUACGCGGAUGGAGAGGCUUUACCCGGUUUCCGUUCAUCUUCGUCACGACAACCGCAGGAACUGUAGCGCUGGCUUUCCUGUUUGCAAAAGUCAACCCUUUGAUUGCGCAUAGUAGUGAAUACGCGGUUUGGAGCACGAUGAUUUCCGCAUGGGUUUUCCUAGCAUGGUUUUUAUCGCGCAUUGCAAACUUUGUUCGGCCUUCGGCUUUGCACCGCGUCUAUGUGUUGACAUGGAUGUUCGUCCUCACGUGGGUGCUUCUCGUCGUGGCUACUGUAUUUGAAAACCGAGACGAUAUUGCCAGCGGUUAUUUUAUGAUUUUUUACACGUUUGGCAUAUUCCUAGCCACGUGGAUUUCAUAUUUGGAGCUCUUUGCGCUGCCCAAGAAAAGCGAGUAUGCUAGCCAAUUUGGCGGUCAAGCAUCACGCCGAGCGAGUUCGAGCGCGAGCCGCCUUUUGACGCCCAGCGCUGAGUCUGCUACUAGUCAUCAAGAAGACGAAGGUGAGCCGUCUGAGUCGACGUCACUGUUGAGAGGGCGGCGAACGACUUUUGCAAACUACACUCGGGUUGAGAAUAAUGAAGAUGGGCAAACAACCCCUGGUGAAACCGAGGGCGAGACAGACAUUAUCGUCGAUGCCAAUGUCUAUGGCUUUGAGCAGGGCUGGAGCGCCAAACUGCCGACCUGGACUUGGAUACUACAGUUUCUGUUAAUUGCGCCUAUUGUCAUUAUUCUUGUUGCCCAACUGGGUCUCCUCGUGACAGCCGGCGUACACCAAACUGGACAGGAUGGGAGUUCCGUCUUGUCGACAUAUCUUUUAAUUGCCAUCUUUACGACUCUACUCUUCACGCCUACUCUACCCUUUCUCCACCGGUUUACAUACCACGUGCCGACAUUCUUGUUUUUCGUAUUCACAGCGACUCUGAUCUACAACCUCGUCGCCUUCCCAUUCUCGUCCAACAACCGCCUGAAACUGUUUUUUGUUCAAGAGGUAGACAUCGACACGGGCGUAAAUCACGCAUCGUUGACGGGAAUCCCGCCCUUUGUCCAAGACGCCGUCUCAUCAAUCCCGAGCGCCCACGGGCAAAACACGAGUUGCGUGUGGAAAGCAGACAGAAUGCAGUGCUCUUGGGAAGGACUGACACCACACGUUCUCCUCAAACCUGAUGGGUCGUCGGAGCCACCGAUGGAGGAAUGGGUACGAUACAGCGCGAAACGAGUAACUCGGGAUGACAGCAAAAACAACGACAACAAAAACCACGCACAAAUACAAAUAUCCGGCCUAGACACUCGCGGCUGCAUUCUCACUUUUGAUAACCCUAUAACUACAUUCCAUGUCGCCGGCUCGGCUGUAGACGAAACCCGCUUCCCAAUCAAUAUUACUCCGGAAGGAAUCCAUGAAAUCCGUCUCUGGAGUCGCACAUGGGAGAAUGAGUGGACUGUAGACGUUGAAUGGAAUCCUGACGAUACAAACAAAAAAUUAACCGGCAAGGCAAUCUGCUUCUGGAGCGAUGCGAAUACGCCUGGAUUGAUACCAGCUCUGGAUGAGGUUAUUCAGUAUAGUCCGGAUUGGGUGGCUAUCACAAAGUUGGAGCCUGGGUUGGUCAAGGCGAGUCGGUCGUUUGCAGUUUGA
Molecule: messenger RNA, 2931 nt
Organism: Talaromyces rugulosus
Lineage: Eukaryota; Fungi; Ascomycota; Eurotiomycetes; Eurotiales; Trichocomaceae
Exons: 1
Coding region: 1-2931 (976 amino acids)
Biological process (GO): proteolysis
Molecular function (GO): metalloexopeptidase activity
Source: RefSeq, a predicted model, not a curated record